Messenger RNA from Cricetulus griseus (Chinese hamster), 2207 nucleotides. The record is from RefSeq and is a predicted model, not a curated record. Lineage: Eukaryota; Metazoa; Chordata; Mammalia; Rodentia; Cricetidae.
AUUUUCUGGAUUUUGAAUAUAGAUUUGACUUGAUGCAAAACACCACAAAGGCUCCAUAUUACACAGUAUGCGAUUUUUGAGAACUGAUAGUGCAUCAGCCGACCCAGAUACUUUAAAAUACUCCUCAUCCAGAGAUAGGGGUGUUUCUUCCUCUUAUGGACUGCAACCUUCAAAUUCAGCUGUGGUGUCUCGGCAAAGGCACGAUGAUACCAGAGGCCAUGUUGACAUACAGAAUGACGAAAAGGGUGGCUACAGUGUCAAUGGAGGAUCUGGGGAAAAUACUUAUGGUCGGAAGUCGUUGGGGCAAGAGCUGAGGGUUAACAAUGUGACCAGCCCUGAGUUUACCAGUGUUCAGCAUGGCAGUCGUGCAUUAGCCACCAAAGACAUGAGGAAAUCACAGGAGCGAUCGAUGUCGUACUCGGAUGAGUCUCGACUGUCGAAUCUUCUUCGGAGGAUCACCCGGGAAGAUGACAGAGACCGAAGACUGGCUACUGUAAAGCAGCUGAAGGAGUUUAUUCAGCAGCCAGAAAAUAAACUGGUACUAGUUAAACAGUUGGAUAAUAUCUUGGCUGCAGUGCAUGAUGUGCUUAAUGAAAGUAGCAAGUUGCUUCAGGAGUUGAGGCAGGAGGGAGCUUGCUGUCUUGGACUUCUUUGUGCUUCUCUGAGCUAUGAGGCUGAGAAGAUCUUCAAGUGGAUUUUUAGCAAAUUUAGCUCAUCUGCUAAAGAUGAAGUGAAGUUGCUCUACCUGUGCGCCACCUACAGAGCUCUGGAGACUGUUGGGGAGAAGAAAGCCUUUUCCUCGGUGAUGCAGCUCGUGAUGACCAGCCUACAAUCCAUUCUUGAAAAUGUGGAUACACCAGAAUUACUUUGCAAAUGUGUUAAGUGCAUUCUUUUGGUGGCUCGAUGCUACCCUCAUAUUUUCAGCACCAAUUUUAGGGAUACAGUUGAUAUAUUAGUUGGAUGGCACAUAGAUCAUACUCAGAAACCCUCCCUCACACAGCAGGUGUCUGGGUGGUUGCAGAGUUUGGAGCCAUUUUGGGUAGCUGACCUUGCAUUUUCUACCACUCUUCUUGGUCAAUUUCUUGAAGACAUGGAGGCAUAUGCUGAGGACCUCAGCCAUGUGGCCUCUGGGGAGUCAGUAGAUGAAGAUGUUCCUCCUCCAUCAGUGUCAUUACCAAAGCUGGCAGCACUUCUACGAGUGUUCAGUACUGUUGUGAGGAGCAUUGGGGAGCGCUUCAGCCCAAUUCGGGGUCCACCGAUUACCGAGGCAUAUGUCACAGAUGUUCUAUACAGAGUAAUGAGAUGCGUGACGGCUGCAAACCAAGUGUUUUUUUCUGAGGCUGUGUUGACAGCUGCUAAUGAGUGUGUUGGUGUUUUGCUCGGCAGCUUGGAUCCUAGCAUGACUAUACAUUGUGACAUGGUCAUUACAUAUGGAUUAGACCAACUGGAGAAUUGCCAGACUUGUGGUACCGAUUAUAUCAUCUCAGUCUUGAAUUUGCUCACAUUGAUUGUUGAGCAGAUAAAUACAAAAUUACCAUCUUCGUUUGUAGAAAAACUUUUCAUACCAUCAUCUAAACUGCUAUUUUUACGAUACCAUAAAGAAAAAGAGGUUGUUGCUGUGGCCCAUGCUGUUUAUCAAGCAGUGCUAAGCUUGAAGAAUAUUCCUGUUCUGGAAACUGCCUAUAAAUUAAUUUUGGGAGAAAUGACUUGUGCACUAAACAAUCUGCUACACAGUCUCCAGCUCCCUGACGCCUGUUCUGAGAUUAAACAUGAGGCUUUUCAGAAUCAUGUGUUCAAUGUUGACAAUGCCAACUUUGUAGUUAUAUUUGAUCUCAGUGCCCUGACUACAAUUGGAAAUGCCAAAAACUCAUUAAUUGGGAUGUGGGCACUGUCUCCAACUGUGUUUGCACUGCUGAGUAAGAAUCUGAUGAUUGUGCAUAGUGACCUGGCUGUUCACUUCCCUGCCAUUCAGUAUGCAGUGCUCUACACCCUGUAUUCUCAUUGUACCAGGCAUGAUCACUUCAUAUCCAGUAGUCUUAGCUCUUCAUCCCCUUCCUUAUUUGAUGGUGCCGUGAUUAGUACUGUAACUACCGCCACAAAGAAACAUUUCUCAAUUAUAUUAAAUCUUUUGGGAAUAUUGCUAAAGAAAGAUAAUCUUAACCAGGACACAAGGUACCUAAGUAAUUUUUAAAAAUAAUACUAAGUUC